GAACAAUCCAUUAGUGCUUGUGCAAGUAAAAGGAUCAGUGAAUAUAACAUCUGUAUGAAAACAUUUAAUCAUCUACAUGAAUUACGGAGACACAUGAGUAUACCUACAGAUGAAAAAUCUUAUAAAUGUGAUGUGUGUGGAAAGGCUUUCAAACACCCAUAUGACAUACAGAGACACAUGAGAACACAUACAGGUGAUAGACCUUAUAACUGUGAUGUGUGUGGGAAGGCAUUCAAACUGUCCCAUCACUUAAAGUAUCACAUGAGAAUACACACAGGUGAUAGACCUUAUAAAUGUGAUGUUUGUGGAAAGGCAUUCAGCCAGUUGCUGAUUUUAAAGAGUCACAUGAGCACACAUACAUUUGAAAAACUUUAUAAAUGUGAUGUUUGUGGAAAGGCAUUCAGCCAGUCACGGAUUUUAAAGAGACACGUAAGCACACAUACAGGUGAUAAACCUUAUAAAUGUGAUGUUUGUGGGAAAGCAUUCACUCAGUCAAGUACCUUACAGAGGCACAUGAGGAUACAUACAGGUGAUAAACCUUAUAAAUGUGAUGUGUGUGGGAAUGCAUUUAAACUGUCACAUCACCUACAGGAUCACAUGAGGACACAUACAGGUGAUCAACCCUAUAAAUGUGAUGUGUGUGGGAAAGCAUUCACUCAGUCAAGUACCUUACAGAGGCACAUGAGGAUACAUACAGGUGAUAAACCUUAUAAAUGUGAUGUGUGUGGAAAGACAUUCACUCAGAAAACUAUCUUACAUGCUCACAUGAGGAUAAAAACAGGUGAUAAACCUUAUAAAUGUGAUGUGUGUGGAAAGUCAUUCAAUUGUUCAAAAUAUUUCAAAAGACAUUGUAGGAGACAUAGUGGUGACAAACCUUACAUAUGUGGUUUGUGUAAGAAAACGUUCUAUGAAAAAGCGGAUUUAAAUAAACACAUGAGGACACAUGCAAAUGGGAACUUUAUAAUGUGAUGGAUUUAAAAAGGCAUUCAAACA
Saccostrea cuccullata (small rock oyster) is the source of this 993-nucleotide messenger RNA. RefSeq names its product zinc finger protein 239-like. NCBI's taxonomy places the organism in Eukaryota, Metazoa, Mollusca, Bivalvia, Ostreida, Ostreidae. The transcript has a single exon. Gene Ontology annotation, biological process: regulation of transcription by RNA polymerase II. Bases 55 to 969 code for a protein of 304 amino acids. Gene Ontology annotation, molecular function: DNA-binding transcription repressor activity, RNA polymerase II-specific; RNA polymerase II cis-regulatory region sequence-specific DNA binding. Gene Ontology annotation, cellular component: nucleoplasm. The record is from RefSeq and is a predicted model, not a curated record.